CAUAUGGCGGACAGCAAACCCCAUGAAGAAAUAUUAUCUGCUAUCAGGGAGAGAGAGGGAGAUAAUGAGAGAAUGAGAAUGAGAACUAUUAGAAUGGUUUGAAUUGUACAAGUUCCGGGUUGCCGCUUUUCCCAUAAAGCAUCUUUGAUUUGCAUACCACAUGAUCUUCUCUUGGUUAACAGAGUAAUUUAUUGUUGUUAUUUUUCAAAGCGACGAGUCAAUUUUUAAUUGAAACCAAAUUAAAGGUGGUCUAAUUGUUGGUAAGGUUCCCGGCUAUCAUUAAUUGAAUUAGAUAAAUUCAGCCUUAAUCCUUUCCUCUCUGAUUUUCCGUACGAAACACUCUCUCCUAUUAGUUUUAAGCAAUUCCUUUCAUUCGCUUAAUAGAGAAACUAAGUUGUUCACGUGUUUUCGAACCAUCCUGAGUUAGUUGUACAAAUACACGCUUUGCGCCUACAGUAAAUCUUGUUACUUUUCUCGAUAAAAUCCACCAUCAUGUCGGAGGACGAACACAAUAAGGUGACCCCGAGGCUCCACCCCUAAUUAGCAAAGCAAUACAGGCGCAAGUAAAAAAGCUUCAACCCUUAAUAAACAUUUUGUAUUUAGAUGAUGAAAAUCUAGCCGACGACUACAAGAUGGUGCUCCAAGACCUGGAAAUCAUACCGAAAACGAAAAAAAACUAUGUUUUUAGCCUAAGCACAGAAAAACUUGAGCCAUGUUUUCCAGAACCGACCACAAAUACGCAGUAUAUUACGAUUAUAGGUCAAUUUCUAAAUGUACGUCUAAAAAUAAAACUCAAAUCCAAGGAAGAAUUGUUAAUCUUAGGCUCCACUAUUGGCGAAUCUUUUGGCAAAGAACUGCUAAAUAUAAAAUAGCUGAACUGCGGAAAAUUUGGGAAAAAUUUCAAAAAGCUGGAUGCCCAUUAUGAGAUUACCUUCUAAAAAUUGCAUAAGCAUGCUAAAACUCCUUUUUUGCGGAAAAUCCCUUGUUCUUUGAAGAGUAAAUUUUAGACGAUACGAUCAAAUUUCAACAGACUCAAUAUUUAAAGUUAUCUAUGUAAAAAUGAAAGAUAACCAAUUUUUGUUAGUCGUUAUUUCGGAAAGCAAAAGUGGCCUGGAUGUUUCUUCCGCUAACCUCCUUUCCUUACCCGUUUUUUAAAGCCUCAUCAGUAAGAGCGAAAGCUACCUUAAGCGUUGUUUUUGAUUCUGAGCGCGAGGAGCGUUGCAAAUAAACUUUGGUUUGACUCAGCAAAUUGUUAAGUAACUCCGAAAGUCGAAGUGCAAAAAAAUUGGAGAGCUUUUUUUUGAUACCGAAUUUUAUUGAAUGAUUGAGAAACUAGAACCAACUGAUUAAAAACGGUCAAUGCGUGCCAGAAUAUGUUCCUAUCGCAAUGGUCGAAUGUCGGCCUUUGUAAAAAUCUAAGAAAAAAAUUUACAGCAUUUAUUAGCGAUUGGACUCCGCCUAGAUUCAAAGAUAUGGUAAAUUUUUAGAUUCGUUAGGGGAAAAGCUGUAACCGUAAUAGGAUGUUUUAGCCUAUCUUGACUGAAAAUUGCACUGAGGUUCUUGCCAAAAAAAACUUGAAGGCCCUUAUAAUGCGAAGUUUUACUUCACCCACAUUCCUUGUUUUAGAGCUUUGUUAGCUCCACAUGACAGAUCGAAGCGACCAGAUUGUUUGACGCUUGUCCCAUGGGCUGUUGGUUGGCCAGCUACUAUAGGCUGCUGGUAUGCAGAACCAGGUGUUGAUUAAACCUCCUUGUGUUGGGGAUGGCGAUAAGUCACAUUGUACGAAUUUUGAUGAAUACAAAUCUACUUACGCUGAAAGCAUCUCACAUCCAGACAAAUUUUGGAGUAAAAUUGCACAAGAGAGUUUCUUCUGGAAAUCUAUACCGGAAAACAAGUAUUUAUCGCCUAUCUUUUCCAAUGAGACAGUGGCUACUACUGUGAAAUUUUGGCCCGGGGCAACCACAAAUAUUUGCUACAAUGUCUUAGAUAGAAUAUGCGAGCGCGGCGAUGGCUCAAAAAUGGCUUUCUUCUGGGAAGGAAAUGAUAUAGGAGACGACAGAAAAAUAACAUAUCAAGAGCUUCUCAAAGAGGUCAAACUGUUUUCCAAUGUCUUGAAAGGUCUGGGCGUUUCCAAAGGCGACCGUGUAGCCAUAUACAUGCCAAUGGUGAUUGAGCUGCCAGUUGCUAUGCUCGCUUGUGCCAGAAUAGGAGCUGUUCAUUCAAUAGUUUUUGCUGGGUUUUCAGCUGAAAGUCUAGCUGGACGAAUUUGUGAUUGCCAGGCUAAAAUACUGAUCACGGCUGAUGGGUUCUACAGAGGUGAUAAAUUGAUUGCGCUCAAGAAAAUCAGCGAUGGAGCUGUUAAAUUGUGCGAGGAAAAGAAUCAAGCUGUUGAUAAGGUCAUAGUAUUUCGACAUGUUACGUCACCCAGUGGUUCAACAAUAGACCAUCAGUGUCCUAAGCGGUCGUGUACAGAUCUGAAAGUGUUGUGGAACGACAAAAUUGACGUAUGGUGGCAUGAUUUGAUGGCCGAUCCAGAUCUUUCUCCGGACUGCGAGCCCGAAUGGGUAGAUGCGGAGGACCCGCUGUUCAUUUUAUACACCAGUGGGUCAACUGGGAAACCUAAAGGCAUGAUGCACACAGUCGGAGGUUACAUGGUCUAUGCAGCGACUACCUUCAAGUAUUCGUUUAACUACAACCCAAAAGACAUUUAUUUCUGCACGGCUGAUAUUGGUUGGAUAACAGGGCACUCGUACAUUACGUAUGGUCCAAUGGCUAAUGGAGCUACAAGCGUGCUUUUUGAAGGUACUCCUCUGUAUCCGGAUGCUGGUCGUUUGUGGGCAAUAGUUGAGAAGUACAAAGUCAAUCAGAUAUAUACAGCUCCUACAGCUAUUCGAAUGUUAAUGAAGUUCGGCGAGGCGAUCGUGAAAAAGCACGAUAGGUCUAGUUUGAAAGUCUUAGGCACGGUAGGAGAACCUAUCAACCCUGAUUCAUGGCAAUGGUACUACAAGGUGAUCGGUGAUUCGAAAUGUCCAAUUUCGGAUACCUACUGGCAAACUGAAACAGGCGGACAUGUUAUUACAAAUAUUCCUUUCGUAACUCCAAUGAAACCAGGAUCUGCGACGUUCCCAUUCUUUGGAAUCGAGCCGGCUCUGCUGGACGAAGAUGGUAAUGAAGUCAUUGGAGAAGGCGAAGGCUUUUUGGUUAUCCAGAAACCAUGGCCUGGCAUCGCUCGAAGCGUGUACGGUGAUCAUAAACGAUACAAAAAUACGUACUUUGGUCGUUUCCCUGGAUUCUACAUGACUGGAGAUCGAGCUAAACGUGAUGCUGACGGAUAUUAUUGGAUUGUUGGUAGAGUAGAUGACAUGAUAAAUAUGUGUGGGCAUCUUUUGAGUACUGCCGAAGUUGAGAGCGCUCUCGUGGACCAUCCAGAUGUUGUAGAAGCUGCAGUGAUUGGGAAACCACAUAAAACGAAAGGUGAAUGUAUGUACUGCUUCAUAACGCUGAAAAACGACGCGAAUUUCACGAAAGACCUGGAAAAAAGUUUGCACGGGCUAGUUAGAUUGCACAUAGGUCCAAUGGCCGUGCCCGAUUAUAUUCAAAACGCACCAAAUCUGCCGAAAACUCGCUCAGGGAAAAUAAUGCGACGUGUGCUACGAAAGAUAGCGGCAAGAGAGGAAGAUCAAAUUGGUGAUACUUCAACCUUAGCUGACCCGAAAGUGGUCGACGAAUUGAUUUCGAGUCGUCCAGACGAAAAGAUCGAAUGAUAAUAUUCAAAAUUAUUCAAACGAUAUCUAAUAAAUCGGAUUAAAACUAAUUGUCACCUUGUCUUUGUAAUACUUUUAAUUGGAUCAAGAUUGUUUGAUUUGUAAAUUUUGUAGUUGUGCUUCAGGCCAGAGAAAUUCAUGUUUUGCAGUGUUUGCACUGGUUGUAAAACAGAUUGUAUCUAUAUC
Messenger RNA from Symsagittifera roscoffensis, 3950 nucleotides. Its product is annotated as acetyl-coenzyme A synthetase, cytoplasmic-like. The coding region runs from base 1722 to 3764 and encodes 680 amino acids. Gene Ontology annotation, molecular function: AMP binding; acetyl-CoA synthetase activity. Lineage: Eukaryota; Metazoa; Xenacoelomorpha; Acoela; Convolutidae. The transcript has 2 exons. The record is from RefSeq and is a predicted model, not a curated record.